Coregonus clupeaformis (lake whitefish) is the source of this 848-nucleotide messenger RNA. RefSeq names its product DNA-directed RNA polymerase II subunit RPB9. Lineage: Eukaryota; Metazoa; Chordata; Actinopteri; Salmoniformes; Salmonidae. Gene Ontology annotation, cellular component: RNA polymerase II, core complex. The record is from RefSeq and is a predicted model, not a curated record. Gene Ontology annotation, molecular function: DNA-directed RNA polymerase activity; nucleic acid binding; zinc ion binding. The transcript is spliced from 6 exons. Bases 101 to 481 code for a protein of 126 amino acids. Gene Ontology annotation, biological process: transcription initiation at RNA polymerase II promoter; transcription-coupled nucleotide-excision repair; maintenance of transcriptional fidelity during transcription elongation by RNA polymerase II.
GUAUCGCUGACGGACGCUGAUGCUAGAUAGCUAGCUAGCUAGCUAGCCUGAAACUUUCGGAAUUAUUAUUUCGUAGAUUUUUAUUUGUAAACAAUUUCAAAUGGAUAUAGAGGGUGGUACAUAUGAACCAGGAUUCGUUGGGAUCCGAUUUUGUCAAGAAUGCAACAACAUGUUGUAUCCCAAAGAAGACAAGGAGAAUCGCAUCCUGCUCUAUGCAUGCAGAAACUGUGACUAUCAACAAGAAGCAGACAACAGCUGCAUCUAUGUCAACAAGAUCACCCACGAGGUUGAUGAGCUGACUCAGAUCAUUGCAGAUGUGUCCCAGGAUCCAACGCUACCUCGGACAGAAGAUCACCCCUGCCCAAAGUGCGGCCACAAGGAGGCAGUGUUUUUCCAGUCUCACAGUAUGAAGGCUGAGGAUGCCAUGAGGCUGUACUAUGUCUGCACGGCCCCUCACUGUGGACACCGCUGGACGGAGUGAGGAAGAGGAGGACUGAUGUAUGCAUCCACAGUCUCUGCUGUUGCCCAACAGGCCACUAUGUCUCACUGGGGUUCACUGUGGCUUAAAUCAGAAAGACUGAUGGUUAUGUGGGUCUAAAAUAUUCUGCCAAAUCGGACAUUUUAUUUACAGGAAUACUAACUUUGUGUGUUAGUUCUUCAUCAUCUUGUUGGAGUGUACGUAGAGGCACUGCUAAGAUUUGUGUGGACCAUUUAAAUCCCAUUUAUUAUCUUGUGGAGGAACACCUGUUGGGACAUAAUUGUGUUAAUGUAUUGGCUCUAGUACUUUUUACAGGUAUUUGUAUUGUUAGUUUUUUUUAGAACUCAGAAAUUAAAAAAAGUCAAACUUU